This is a messenger RNA of Physcomitrium patens, 2566 nucleotides long. The record is from RefSeq and is a predicted model, not a curated record. Lineage: Eukaryota; Viridiplantae; Streptophyta; Bryopsida; Funariales; Funariaceae.
ACAAGAGCUGGGAAUGGAAUGGCUUCGCAUCCGCAACGCGAGCUCAGCGCUGCCUUGCUUCGCCUUUGGAUCGUUACUCCUCACACGCAAUGCUCUGUUUCGCGUCAAUCUGUGCUGGCUUUGCCUCACAUUUCCUCCAUCGUUUUGCCGCUAUCUUUUGAGCCGCUAUUUGUUGUAUUUCAGCUUUUUUCCUGAUUUUUUUCCACAUUUUUUUCGUGUAUUGUUGUUGUUGUUAUAUUCUGUUUGGCUUCCGAUUGCUGUGGCAUGUAAAGGACAGGCGCGCAACGAGCAGGCUUGCGCGAAACCUUCAAUUUGAUCCUUGGUUAGUUAUGGAGAAAGAGUCGGAGCUCCCAGCGUCGCAAAUGAGGGGAGAGAGUGGUGGUGCGCAUCUGAAGCCUGUGCAGCCCUCCACGUUAAACAAUGCCACACUCAAACCUCCACAGGCAAACGACAAUGAAGUCGAAGAUGACGAUGGAAACGACUGCAUUUCCCUCAAGGAAUGGCAGCCGACAGAGACGACCAGCUCCAGGCCUUUCGUAAACAUUAAUGGAAACGGGACGUCUUACAGCGCCUGGCUACCAGUGAAGGAGAACAAGGCGUCUCCUGGUGGCCUUCCACCGCUGAAAGACAACAAUCACAAUCGCUCCACUCCUCUCCUAGAGAUCAAUGGAGAUGUCUGCAUCCCGCAUUCCAUCCACAGAGCUGCCCCGUCUAAGCUUACCUUGUCCGAGUCUAAGAGAACUUCCCCAAGAGACCAGCUUGAGGAUGGUGCCGAUAAUAGAAUGCCCGUGGAAGGUUUUGAGGAUCAUCUCAAAAUCAAGCCCGCGACUGAACCCACUAAUCAUGUGUCGGUACCCAAAUUAAUAGGUCCUCGGCCGGAAAAGAACCACCGUCAUCACAGCACUAGACUCGAAAAUGGAAUCCCUUCAUCACAACCCGCGGGCAGAUCUGAUUCGGACAACGCCCUGGACGAUCGAAGCAAUAGCAUGUCGCUCCGAUCGACGGAAUCAAGCCGGGGCUGUUCCUUGCGGGUCUCCUUCAUCAACGAGGUAAUGCUUGAGUCGCCCAGUCCACCCCAAAAAGCAACGACAUCGUCAUUUCUGCCUCAAAAAAACCGCAGCAAAAGCCCCCUCAAGAGACCAAAUUGGGAUCGUUCAGCAAAAAUCGGAAAGGCUGCGCCGCCCAUGCCCAAGAAGUUUGUUCGACCUACCCUGCAUGGCAUCAAAGUGAAGAGGGGUCAAGGCGGUGUUGCUAAGACCGCAAUGAGAGCAUCCAUGUCUUCUCUGGAAACUGAGAAUGGAUUUGCAAUGCAAGAUCGAUCGAACUCGACGGGGACGGUGGCUCAGUCCUGGGAUUCACAGCAAUAUCGCGGUGGGGGCAAUCACGAUUAUAUGUCGCUUCCGGCCUCCAGUACCUUCGUAUCUUCAACUGAAGACAAGAUAAAAGAAUCCGUAUCUGAUCGCUCUUCUCUGCCCCGAAGCAAUGGGGUCCGAUAUCACGAAGACCUUGAUUUCCUGACAGCGGGCGAGGACUUAAAGCCAGACGGUGGUAACACUGAAACCAAAAGGCUAACUGGAGAAUUUGGAAGAUUUUUCAGCAAGCUUCGGAGAUCAUCUACUUCUCUAUCCAAGCCACCGUCAAAACUACAACCACCUGUAACUCCGAAACCGCUAGCGGUCCCUGUGCUUGGUAAAUUGACAAAAGCGAACUCAUUGCCAGUACAGAAAGUCACUAGCAAGACUUUUGCUUCUCUUCAUUCGUUGAACUCAAGUGGUGAAAACCAAACGUUUGCCAUUGGUAGCUAUGCAAGCCUGAAGCUGCUGCAAGAAUGCGCACAAACGGAGAAGAUUUCUCCGAACCCUGCGUACAAUGUGCACAAGCCUCGAAAGAUCCGGGAUCAUGAACCUCACAUUCAUUUCUACAAAACUAUCUCAAAAGCCCUAGACUUAAAACUCAAGUAGCCCCUGCCGUUUUCCUAGCGGUUGCGUUGAAGGUUGACCCGGAAACAAGAACGUAACCAUCAUAGUUUCGGAAUCCACCUGCCAGUUCACGGAUGAUUUUUCUCAGGAUUUGUAGUUUCUCGAGACCUGUCACGACUAUGAUUUCCCUCUGUUUCAAGGCUACUUUAACGCUUAGGAGGGCAAAAUGGAGUGUCCGAUGACGAUCUAAAGGUGCCAGACCUUGGUAGACCCUCGCUUUUGAGCGAUGUUUCCCUCGUGUUCAUGGACGGUUCUGGAGAUUGGACAUCAUGGCACAGUAGUUCUAAUGAUACUACUGGUCUCUCUCUGCUUCCCGCUCCUGUAAACUACCCAGCUCUCAGAAAGCAAUUUGCAGAAAAACAGUUGUUGAGUGGUUCAUUUUUGUGACAUAAUUAGUACAUGGGAUAGGUGAUCGAGGAGAAAGGUUCUGUUCUGCAGUAGCGGUCGUUUCUAGAGAAACAUUGAAAUCAUUCAAUAGUACGAAAGUAAAUAGUUGAUUCAUAAACUGAAAAGUUUUAAUAUAAGUGAUUGUCCGUUCACAGACACAGCGUUGUCGCAUAUGGAUACAAUCACUCUUACCCAUCAUU